Colletes gigas is the source of this 1971-nucleotide messenger RNA. RefSeq names its product ras-related GTP-binding protein A (gene RagA-B). The coding region runs from base 360 to 1280 and encodes 306 amino acids. Gene Ontology annotation, molecular function: GTP binding; GTPase activity. NCBI's taxonomy places the organism in Eukaryota, Metazoa, Arthropoda, Insecta, Hymenoptera, Colletidae. Gene Ontology annotation, biological process: positive regulation of TOR signaling; cellular response to amino acid stimulus; cellular response to starvation. Gene Ontology annotation, cellular component: lysosome; nucleus; Gtr1-Gtr2 GTPase complex. The transcript is spliced from 7 exons. The record is from RefSeq and is a predicted model, not a curated record.
CAGUUUAUAUUACAUACAUAGUAAAAAGUAGAGAGUAAUUGUAAUUUCUAUAUCGUAAGACUGUUUACCACCAAAGUCGUCGCCUACGUUCGAAACGACCAAUGUUUUUUUAUACAAUUCGCAAUUUUCUAAUUGUAUUUAUUAUUGUUUAUUUCUGAAUGAAAAUACCACUGUGUUGCAAUUGUAAGUUACAAGUUACCAAGUCGCACCUAUAGUCGUGAUUCAUUGAAUAGUUUUGAUUAACCUCGAUAUGAAAUUUGACAUUUGACCACUCAUUUGACACUGUAGGAUUAUUUACGUAUUUGUUACAAGGGAGCGAUUAUUUAAAUAAAUUUUAGGUUUAGUAUUAUCAAUUCAAGAUGAAGAAAAAGGUACUGUUAAUGGGUAAAAGUGGUUCGGGGAAAACAAGUAUGCGUAGCAUUAUUUUUGCCAAUUAUAUUGCUCGUGAUACUAGACGUCUUGGAGCAACAAUUGAUGUAGAACAUAGUCAUGUUCGAUUUCUUGGCAAUUUGGUACUAAACCUUUGGGAUUGCGGUGGCCAAGAAGCAUUUAUGGAAAAUUAUUUUGCAUCACAGCGUGAUAAUAUAUUUAGAAAUGUAGAAGUAUUGAUCUAUGUUUUCGAUGUAGAAUCUAGAGAAUUAGAUAAAGACAUGCAUUACUAUCAAAGCUGUCUAGAAGCCAUAUUGCAAAAUAGUCCAGAAGCAAAAAUAUUCUGUUUAGUACAUAAGAUGGAUCUGGUGCAAGAAGAUCAACGAGAUUUAAUAUUCAGGGAGAGAGAAGAGGACCUAAAAAGACUUAGUUUGCCCCUUGAGUGUACUUGUUUUAGAACUAGUAUAUGGGACGAGACAUUAUAUAGGGCAUGGUCUUCAAUUGUGUACAUGUUAAUUCCUAAUGUGAAAGAACUCGAACAGAGUUUAAAACAAUUUACAAACAUUAUCGAUGCAGAUGAAGUACUUUUGUUUGAAAGAGCAACGUUUUUAGUAAUUAGUUAUUGUCAAAGGCAACAUCACAGAGAUGUACAUAGAUUCGAAAAAGUUUCCAAUAUAAUAAAACAGUUCAAGCUGAGUUGCAGUAAACUGGCAGCACAAUUUCAAAGUAUGGAAGUUAGGAAUACGAAUUUUGCAGCGUUUAUCGAUGUAUUUACGUCGAAUACAUAUGUAAUGGUUAUUAUGUCGGAUCCCGCUAUCCCGUCGGCAGCAACGUUAAUCAAUAUUCGUAAUGCGCGAAAACAUUUUGAAAAGCUAGAGCGUGCUAGUCAAAGCUCAGCCUUAAGUAGAUAGAAAUCAAUUCGGCCCAGGCGCGUUGUCACCCGGGUCCAAGCUGUUAAUCAUUGUUGAAUCUAAGAGUCACUUUGAAACGGAGUCACUAGAAUGAGAGUACAAUUGCACGAGAACACUCUUAUUGACCAAACUGUAUUAAUAAAUUUGCUAAUGAACUAAUAACAGCAACACGCAACUCAUAACGGUGUAACAAUUAAGUUUUCAAAGAAACUUACGUUAUUUCUAAACUCAGGAUCUUCAAAGCAUUUAAUUCGUUAAUAUAAAACAAACUACUGACAUUAUAUCAAGUGAACAUUUCAUAUUAUUCACUUGUGGGAAAUGCUCUCUUUCUUGGCUCUUAAAUCACGCAUGGUUUCUUGGGUAAGGAAUUUUCCUGAUUCCAUGCCAUUAUAUGUCUCGUUUCUGUACAGCAAUUAUUCUGGCCUGUCUCAAAGAUAUAUAUUUUCCUACGUUAUAUUCACUUAAUAUAAUAAGCAAAACCAAUUAUACUUUAUUACAGCAAGAAUUAACGUAAUCGAUCGUGAUUGUAUCUUUAAAUUUAUGUAAAUGGUAGUAUGGAUCAAGUGAACAUUUCGUGCGUUAUACUUUGUACGAAAUCUUAAUUCUACGAUAUCUUUUGACAUAAAACCAUAAACCAUAAAUUUGUAUGAAUUUAUUUACAGCUGUAUUUAUUAAUAAUAUUGGGAUACAA